Messenger RNA from Rattus norvegicus (Norway rat), 3341 nucleotides. It is a transcript of the gene Slc33a2, whose product is annotated as solute carrier family 33 member 2. The record is from RefSeq and is a predicted model, not a curated record. Gene Ontology annotation, cellular component: membrane; plasma membrane. Gene Ontology annotation, molecular function: transmembrane transporter activity. NCBI's taxonomy places the organism in Eukaryota, Metazoa, Chordata, Mammalia, Rodentia, Muridae. Gene Ontology annotation, biological process: transmembrane transport.
UCCCAGGAAAGGGCCCUCCAUUAUCAGUCAUCCACUUGGCUUGAGACAGGUGCAUCUGUGUGCUGGGUCUUCGCUACGGUCUCAAGUGUGGGGAACGUGAUGACCAGUUAAAUAAAAUCAACCAACAUACUAUACCAGUAAAGAGGGUGAUGGCAGAUGUGCUCCACGUCUGCCUUUUAGGGCCACUCCAGAACCACUUGGGAGGGGAGGAGGUUUCAGGGAAUUCCAAGGGGAAGAGACCUUAGAGGCUGCAUCAGAGACAGUAACCUUUCUUUGGGACACAGCAAUGUAUCUGGAGUUCUGGCACUUCUUGUGCCAACCGCAGGAUGGAGUUGUUAAGCUCUUACAACAAGUUAGGACCGACAGAAAGGGCUUGGGUGGCACCCACCUCGGGCAGAGUAGAGCAGGGGAGAUCCUUUUCAAAGCAUGUAUAGGAACCUUUGGGGCAGAUGGGUGCUAAUGGAAGGACACAUACAUCCUGGAGUUGGAGGCUCAGGAAGAGACGAGCCCUGUGCACAGUAGAUACUGCUGGGAUCCACUUGUUUGGUCUGCAGUGUCCCUCUGAGGUAGGCAAAGCAGUCCUCCCUCUCCUAAGUUUUGUGGUACUAGGGGUUGAAUUUAAGAUCACUGAACUAUAUCCUGCCUGCCACCCCUUUUCAGUUUUAAGAAGUGGUCUUGCUAUGGUACCCAGGUCAACCUUAAACUCAUGUUCUUCUUGCCUCAGCCCAAAUAGCUAAAAUGAUAGGGGUUUACAACCAUGCCCCAAGUAGAAGCCAUUUUAUAGAUAUGAACACUUGGAUCCUGAGAAUAUCUGGAAGUGACAGGACAUUCCCUCAAUGGGAGCAAGGCAGUGCGGGGUGCUAGGGCUUGGACACUGUCCAAACACAAAAGCAGUGCCAACCAGUUGUCUACUAUGGAGUCAGUUCUUAACCCAAGGUCUCACUCAACAAACAGUCUUACUGUGGACUUGGGAGGGCACAACUCUGAGAAGGGGAGGCUGGGCAUGACCCUUCCCUGCAGAACCAGAGCCACAUGCUCUGGACGGAUUACCCUCACUGAAUACUUGGAAGGAAGGGGGUCAUGGGCAAUAGCUGACUGGGUCCUGCCCUUUCCCACAAAACGCCUCCUUCUGUGGUCACUGACCUGGCAGGUGGGGAAGGGCAGCUCUGAAGCCACAGUCUCAGCACGGUAUAUGAGGAGCAGUGCUAGAUGCAUUGUGGAGCAAAGUAUUGCCUCCUCUGUGAGCUGAGUAUUAGAAAAGCUUCGGAAAUUGCGCAUGGUGGCGCAUGCCUUUAAUCCCAGCACUUGGGAGACAGAGGCAGGAAGAGUUUGAGGUCAGCCUGGUCUACAUAGUAAAUUCCGGAACAGCCAGAGCUACAAAGAGACCCUCUCCAAACUCCCUACUCUUCCACCCCCACACCCCCACACCCAAGAAAAAACUUAAAAAGAAAUGCUUCUUCUGUACCGAAUCUGGUAACCAUUGAGCAGACAGGAAGAUAUCUUUGAGACCAGCCUGUUACCUCAGCUUCCUUCCCAGCCACUCACACCCGCCUGCUGGGAAUGUGAGCAGCAGGCUGUCAUGCCCAGGUUUGGCACCAGGGGCGCCAGAGCAGAUGUUCUGGGUCUGUGUAGGUAUCUGUAACCAGCUUGACAUUUGGCGUUCUGGUUUUAGGCCAAUUGAGGAUUAAUAGGGAGUUGGCUCCACCCUCAGCCCAGGUUGCCCCGCCUCUCCCACGGCCUGACCCUUGCGCAAAGCAUGCUGGUAGUUAUGGGCUGCGCAAGUCUGCAGGCCCACCACGCGAUAGGACCCGUCUGUUGCUCUGCAUUUUUCUCCCAGCUUCGGUACUUCCGGGGUAUCUGGGCCCCAGUGUGCGUGUCGGGAUUCCAGCCUGAUUGUCCCCGGCCCUAUGUAGGAGGACCAGAUCCUGACCUUUCAUCCUGAGCCAUCUGAUUCUACCACGAGCUGACCAUGCAUGGGAAGUUGCUGCCGCUGGCCGGCCUCUAUCUUGUGCAGGGUCUGCCCUAUGGACUGCAGUCCAGUUUGCUUCCCAUUUUACUGCGGGCCCGUGGCCUCUCUCUAACGCGCGUGGGUCUGACCAAGGGAUUGUAUGCUCCCUGGCUGUUAAAGCUGGCGUGGGCACCGCUGGUGGACAGGCGGGGCACCCCGCGGGUCUGGUUAACAUUCAGCACAGUGUGCCUGGGCCUCGUGUGUGGACUGCUGGCUGUGUUGCCUCCUCCGCAAGCUGGCCAGACAGGGCUACCUACCACCGUGAUGGGGCUGCUACUGCUGCUGAAUCUGGGUGCAGCAGUGCAGGAUGUGGCUCUGGACACACUCGCUGUGCAACUCCUAGAGCCAAAGGAGUUGGGACCCGGGAACACUGUACAGGUGGUAGCUUACAAGCUGGGAUCAGCACUGGCUGGGGGUGGACUGUUGGUCUUCUUCCCCACCCUCUCUUGGCCACUGCUCUUCUUGCUUCUAACUGCCACCUACUGGCUGGCUGCUGCCUUAGCCUGGGCUGCACCAGCAUUGGGCCGGCUGUCAAGGCCUCAGGUCUCAGAGCAUACACCCCACACCUCCUAUCUUCUACAAGAUUUGCUGGCUGUGCCUGGGACCCUCUGGACAGCAGGCUUUGUGCUCACCUACAAGAUGGGUGAGCAGGGUGCUGGCAGCCUGUUUCCACUUCUCCUGCUGGACCAUGGUGCUUCUGCCUCAGACUUGGGGCUGUGGAGUGGCUUGGGUGCUGCGACCUGCUCCAUUGCUGGCUCCUCCUUGGGUGGGGCUCUACUGGCCAGGCACUGGCAGCCACUGAAGCUGUUGAGGUCAGUGCUGCAGCUUCGACUUGGGGGUUUGGCCUGCCAGACCGCUCUGCUCCUCCACCUCAACACCCCAGGGGCCAGUCUGGACCCUGGCACAGUCAUGAGAGGAGCAGCUUUGCUGAGCCUAUGUCUACAACAAUUUCUGGGGGGUGUGGUCACUACUGCCACAUUCACUGUGAUGAUGCACUGUAGCCAGCUGGCACCCAGAGCCCUGCAGGCCACACAUUAUAGCUUCCUGGCCACGCUAGAACUGCUGGGCAAGCUGCUCCCAGGCACCCUGGCUGGAGUGCUGGCUGAUGGCCUGGGCCCCCGUCUCUGCUUCGCUGCCUUCCUUGUACUCUCAGCCCUGCCCGUUCUGGAUCUCCGCCUGGCACCCAGUAACCUGACCUGAGCUGGACCUCAGGGUUGUGUGUAAAGCCAGUGAAGCUCUGGAUGGCCUGGACGGCCAGGACACAGAAACGCAGCUAUCCGCAAACCGAGGGCUGUGUUCCCAGAAAGCACAUAAAGUUACUGAAGGCUCUUUA